ACAAAAAUACACACACACUCGCUUUGCCUGCCUGCCUGUUUGUUCUGAUCAACACAUACAUAGAGAUUCACCAACCCAAACCCUCUCUCUCUCUCUCUCUCUCUCUCUCAUUUGGCAAACCCUGCAAUUCCCGAAACCCUAGAAAUCAAUCUCUCCCCGUCUGGUUCUCCCCUCGGCCAUUUUCGUAAUCUGCAAGUUUUGGCUUGCAGAAAGCUAAUUUCGUCUUUUAAUUUAGUAUCUUUGGCUUUUCAAAUUCCUGCAGCAAUUGAUUCGUUGACGAUGGCUCACGGAAAAGUCAGUCUCCCUCAAGAUCUCCUCCCCUCGCCGAUCUUCUCCGCCACCAAAGAUGGAGCCUUGGAAGGAAAUGCUGAGGGAAAGGCUCUAACGGGGUCACUUGAUGAUUCAAAAGAUCAUUUAGCAUCUGAGAGCAGCAUACCUUUGUCACCACAAUGGCUACAUGCUAAAUCAGUUGAGGCUAAGCCACUUGCAAGUGGAACAUCAGGAGAAAUCCAUGCACCAGGGUCUUUGUCGCAUGGUAACUCUAUUGAUUCCAAUGCGAGAGACAUUUGGCGUUCAGAUGGUUCUCGGGACAGAAAAGAUUGGAGGAGGAAUGCACCUGAUUUAGAUGUUAACCGUCGCUGGCGUGAGGAGGAGAGAGAAACAGGCUUACUUGGUAGGAGGGAUCGCAAAAAAGAAGAUCGCCGUGUAGGAGUCACUUCAACUAGGGAUAUUGCUGAGAAUCGAGCAGAAGAUCAUCGAGCAGGUGGCCCUUCUACUAGGGAUGUUAGUGAGAAUAAAAUUUUGUCUUCUGAUCGCUGGCAUGAAUCCCGGAGAGACAACAAAUGGUCAUCAAGGUGGGGCCCUGAAGAUAAAGACAAGGACUCUCGAAUAGAGAAGACAGAACUUGAGAGAGAAGAUGCUCAUGUUGACAAGCAGUCUCUUGUCAGUAGCAAUCGUGCAAUUCCUGAACGUGAUGGUGAUUCUCGCGAUAAAUGGAGGCCACGCCAUCGCAUGGAGGUUCAGUCCGGGGGGCCAGCCCCAUACCGUGCCGCACCGGGAUUUGGGAUGGCCAGAGGACAGGUGGAAAAAGUAGGAUUUGCUUCUGGCCGAGGGAGGUCCAAGACUAAUGGUAGCCUACAGAUUGGAAAACCUUCCUCUGUAUCCACUAUCGGGUCUGUUCUGGAUCAGAAUCAAAGUGUAUUGGGAAACACUGGCCCCUUUAAUGAGAAGUAUCGUUACCCCAGGGGAAAGCUCCUUGAUAUCUAUCGUAAGCAAAAGAUAGAAUCAACUUUCGAUAUUGUGCCUGAUGGGAUGGAGCAUGUCUCUCCAAUUACCCAAGUGGGCUCUAUUGAGCCAUUGGCCUUUUCUGCACCUCAUGCAGAAGAAGAGGCUGUUAUGGAAGAUAUAUGGAAGGGAAGAAUCACUAGCAGUGAAAUGUUGUGCAGUUCCUCCAGAGAAAAGAAUGUGUUAAAUGAUGAUGGUAAAGGAACUAGUAAUGCCUCCUUAAGAAAGGAAGAUCAAAAGAUUUCACUGCAGACUGAAGAAAAUGCCCUAUCUACUGGAGAGCCCAUCUUAAACAAUUCUUUUCCAGUUAUCGGUACUGAGGUCUCAACUAUCUGUGGCCCACGGACACAUAUUUUAAAUGAAUGGGUUGAAGGUGAGCGCAGAGUUCCUAUUGUCACAGCAGUUGCUGAUGGAUCAAAUCUGGUUGCUUCAAAGAACUAUGAUUGCAAAAGUGCUGGGGAGAUUGAUGGCCUCAGUAAUAGUGUCGCUGAACUAAGAAUUUCUGGAUGCCAGGAUGUGAGAGAUUUUGGUCUUCCAAAGCAUUCUAUGUCGGAAAAUUUUGAACCAGCUACUACUGUGAUUGGUAGCCAGCUUCCUGAUGAUUCAAGUUCACUUUUUCACAUUCCUUCUCUACAGCAAACCUCGAGUAGUGAUCAAUAUGUCAAGAGCAACGAGAAGGCAGAUCUGGAAAGGGUUGUCUCAUUUGAGGAUUUAAGUUUAUGCUAUCUUGAUCCUCAAGGAAACAUCCAGGGACCUUUCCUGGGGAUCGACAUAAUUUCAUGGUUUGAUCAAGGAUUCUUUGGAACUGACUUACUGGUGCGCUUGGCUGAUGCUCCUAAUGGUUCUCCUUUUCAAGAACUCGGUGAAAUGAUGCCAAAUCUGAACACUAAAUCUGGAUUGGUCUCCAACUCCAAUUUGCCUACCAACAUGGAAUCAUUUGGUGGUGUUGGAAGCAUCCUGGAAGAGAGAAAAACUGCUCCUCACUAUGAGGAGUCUAACAUUCUAAAUAUCCAACACUGGACUUCAUCUGGACUUGAACCUACCUUGAGUGAUGAUUUGCACUCGAGAAUACCUAAUAAUGGUUACAACUCUGAACUCCAGUACCUUGAUAAUCAAAGGUUUCAAAAUUACGUUGAAGAAGAUGAGGAAAUAGUGUUUCCCGGAAGGCCUAAAAGUAGCAGUGAUUUUCCUCUGAGGAGACCUUCAGCUGAUAUUCAGGGCUCAUUUUCAAAUUCCCCAAGCCUUCCUUCCCUUUCAAAUGAAGUUUCCGAAAGUGACCUGCCUAAUCGCCAGGAUGAUAAGUUGCACCCUUUUGGCCUGUUGAUGUCUGAGCUCAGAGGCAGCUCUCAUUUAAGACCUGCUCAAGCUUCCAAUGUGUCUUUAGGCAUGGAUGAUCAGGCUCAGUUUAGAGAUACCUUGUUUGAGGGAGGUAUCUCCAAACUGAGUUGGUUGAAUAAUCCUAAUAUCCCAAUGCAUCAAGUAGUGCCUGAUAUGGAACAUCUAAUAGAACUACAGCGUCAAGAGCAGCAGCAUCGCCUAUUGGAGCUUCAGCAACAACGCCAGUUUGAGUUUCAUCGUCAGCAGCAGCACGAGUUGGAAUUUCAACAGCAGCAGCAGCGGCAAUUGGAACUCCAGCAACAGCGCCAGUUGGAGCUACAGCAGCAGCGCCAGUUGGAACUUCACCACUUGGAGCUUCAGCAGCAGCACCAGUUGGAGCUACAGCUGCAGCGCCAGUUGGAGCUACAGCAACAGCGCCAGUUUGAGCUACAGCAACAGCGCCAGUUGGAGCUACAGCAACAACGCCAGUUGGAGCUUCAGCAACAGCAGCAACACCAUUUGGAGCUUCAACAACAGCAGCAGCGGAAGCUGGAGCUUCAGCAGCUGCAGCGUCAUCAGCAACAGCGGCAGUUGGAGUUUCAGCAGCAGCGCCAAUUGGAGCUUCAGCAACAGCAGCAUCAAUUGGAGCUUCCGCCUCAGCACCACUUGCAGCAGCACCUUCGCCAUCAACAAAAAUUGCAGCAACAACAGCAGUCCCAAGCCGAACAAUUGCUCCUCGAACAAUUAUUGAAUCGACAAAUGUCUGAUGGUUAUGGGCAGUGGAAGAUGGAUGCUACACGAGCCAACCUUCAUGAUCAGUUACAUUCCAGUAACCACCUUCCAAAUGAUUUGCACCAUGUAUCUCAUUCAUCAAGGCACGAUCCCUCGCUAGAGCAGAUCAUCCAAGCAACUAUGGGCGAGGGUGCACUCCAAGGACAGACUGAUUUUUUUGACCUCAUAUCGCAGGCCAAGCAAGGGAAUAGGAACACUUCAGAGCUGCCACUUCGUCUUAAUGAACAAGAGUUGCAAGCACAGCAAUUAUCUUUGGCAUUUAGAGAGCAGCAGCAGAUAGAAGGGGAAAGGCGUAUUGGUGGGCCUUGGUUUGCAGAUGAAGCAGGUCCUUUUUUGAGGGAUCCCGUUGGGCAUCACCAGGCACACAUGUUGGGGCAUAAUUCUUCAGAAAAUUACCAGCAACAGCAGAGGUUUCCAUCCAAUGAACAGGAACCAAGCCAUAACGAUUGGAGUCAUGCCUCUAAGGAGAGACCUCAGGGAGGGUUUUAUGAAUCUAACUCUAUGGAAUUUGAUAGAUUCUCUGUUCCUGCUGGUUCUCAUGGAAUGAACUUGGAUAUUGCAAACAUACGUGGACAAGAUCUAGAGGUGAGGGAACAAUAUCGGCUUAAUUCCUCUAUUGAUGAGCGUGGAUCUCUAUCAUCUGGCGUAACCUCUCACCGUCGUUUGGUUUCUGAUGAGUUUUAUGCUUCUCAUCCAGUUACUUUUGAAAGCUUGCCAUCUGGGAACAAUGGGCAGCUAGAAAGUAGCUGCACUGAAGCAGUAAUGCCUUAUUUGCAUCUUGAUGCUGAGCAAAAACGACGAGACACGGAAGACACCAUUGCUUUUACUGCUUCAAAUAGGUUGGCUUCAACUAACGGUGAUAAGGAACACUCCAAACAAAUUUUGAUGGACCUUCAUCAAAAACUUGGUCAUCAGCCUACACAGUCAUCAGAAGUUGAUUAUCAGCAUCACUUAUCCUCAUGCAGAAGUCAGGGAGGCUCUGUACAUCUUCCUUUAAAUCUUCUUCCAGAUCAGUCAGUUGGUAUGAGCAACUGCUUCACAGAAGGCCCACAGAGUUCAAAUUUUAGUCUCUUGUUGCAAGAUCAGUUGGGUAGUUAUGGUAUGAAUGAGCAACCAAGUAAUCUGGCAAGAAGAUCUGAUUCCAGAGCAUUUAUGGACGCUCAAUUCUUGUCAGGAACCAGGGAUGCUCCUCAUGAAGGCAACAUGGCAAACCAACAAGACACAGCCAUUGAGAGCGGGGAACUACCUAGUAAUACCCAUAGCAGGCAUAGCUCACUGAGCAGUGCUGGUGGAUGUGGGGGUUUUCACAGCUCUGAGAUGGGAUUAGAUAAAUCACUUGGAGAAGAUGUUUCUGAUGGGAGGCUGCCGUCUACUAUAACUAAAGGGUUUGACAGUGCUACACAGAGACGCCGCGUCUUAUCUUCACAGGAUGUUUCGUCUGAGUCUGCACUCUCUCUGCCUGUCAAGCCAAGAAGCUCCAUAAGCCUCAGAACUUCUGAAAAAAAUCCUGCUGCCACACUGAUCUCUGAAUCUCGGGCAUCUAGGAAAAAUGAUGCACAGUUUAGGAGGACUUCAUCUUACAGUGAUGCUGGUGUCUCUGAGACAUCCUUCAUAGAUGUGCUCAAGAAACCAGUCAUUCCAGAGGCUGACGUAGCCAGCAGGGGUGCAGUGGAGUCAUCCGAUGGAGGUGGCCAAGUGGGGCGAACUGGCAAGAAGAAAGGCAAGAAAGGAAGACAGAUCGAUCCUGCUCUCCUUGGCUUUAAGGUAUCCAGCAACCGGAUCAUGAUGGGUGAGAUCCAUCGCCUUGAUGAGUGACGCAACAGAACCAUGCUUGGUGACAGACAUGGCCAGAUUGACAUAUGUUUUAAUAUCAUUAUUCUGUUCAGGUAUAAAAAAUGUACAGCUAACUUGAGAUGUAUAGUUGACCUUUAGUUUUCCAGUCAUCUCAAUCAGAAGGUAGAUACGCAGUUUCGAAGCGUUUCAUUGGUUGACUGGUAUAUAUAGAGGUGUAAACAAUUCAAAUUUUGUAAGAAGCAUAGCAAUAGAAGUAUAGAAACCUCGAUGAA
Molecule: messenger RNA, 5459 nt
Organism: Rosa chinensis
Lineage: Eukaryota; Viridiplantae; Streptophyta; Magnoliopsida; Rosales; Rosaceae
Exons: 10
Coding region: 280-5208 (1642 amino acids)
Molecular function (GO): protein binding
Source: RefSeq, a predicted model, not a curated record